Cryptotermes secundus is the source of this 1195-nucleotide messenger RNA. Its product is annotated as zinc finger protein 271-like. Lineage: Eukaryota; Metazoa; Arthropoda; Insecta; Blattodea; Kalotermitidae. Gene Ontology annotation, molecular function: RNA polymerase II cis-regulatory region sequence-specific DNA binding; DNA-binding transcription factor activity. The transcript has 3 exons. Gene Ontology annotation, biological process: regulation of transcription by RNA polymerase II. The record is from RefSeq and is a predicted model, not a curated record. The coding region runs from base 173 to 1195 and encodes 340 amino acids.
CAGGAAGGUCCCUGCAUUAUGAACUUAACACUUCCUAAGAUUAUGAAGUCUAGAGAAGAAAUCUGUAAAGAGCAGCUGUUAUAGGUUAGAUGUAAUGAGAAACAGCUACAGCAAGGAGAGCAUAUAUUGUUUCAUGUAUGGUGGUGUUCAGCCAUGACUGAUAGAAGAUGUGAUGCCUUUACAGAACUAUACAAAUUCAGAGAAGGUUUUAGUGGGUCCAUAUGGUGAGACAUACCCAGAAAGUCAUGAUGCAAACCAGGCCAUGAAUAUAAAAGCUGAGGAAGUCUCGGAUGCAGAAGAGGAAGUGGAUCCUCUGCAAAUGACAGUUCAGGAAGUAAAAGCUGAACCUGAGGGUAAUUUGAAUGAACUUCAACCCAUACAUGGUGAGGAGCCACGAUAUUCCUGUAAUGAAUGUGGUGAUUCAUUCAGUCAAGAGCAAAUUCUAAUAGCACAUCGAUGCAUACAUAGUGGGGAGUGGCCAUUUUGUUGCAGCAGGUGUAGUAAGUCAUUCAGCUGUAAGAGUCGUCUAAGGAAGCAUCAGCGCAUACAUAGUGGGGAGAGGCCAUUUAUAUGUGAUGUAUGUAAUAAGUCAUUCAUUUUGAGGAGUGUUCUGAAGAGGCACGUGCACAUACAUAGUGGCGAGAAGCCAUUUAGCUGUGAUGAAUGUAAUAAGUCAUUCAGUCAGCGGAGCCAUCUGAAAAGACAUCAGAGCAUACAUAGUGGGGAGCAACCAUUUUGCUGUGAUGUAUGUAAUAAGUCAUUCAGUCACCAGAGUCAUCUGAAAAGACAUCAGGCCAUACAUACUGGGGAGCAACCAUUUUGCUGUGAUGUAUGUAAUAAGUCAUUCAGUCACCAGAGUCAUCUGAAAAGACAUCAGGCCAUACAUACUGGGGAGCAACCAUUUUGCUGUGAUGUAUGUAAUAAGUCAUUCAGUCAGCAGAGCAGUCUGAAGAGACAUCAGCGCAUACAUAGUGGGGAGAAGCCAUUUUGUUGUGAUGUAUGUAAUAAGUCAUUCAGUCACCAGAGUCAUCUGAAAAGACAUCAGGCCAUACAUACUGGGGAGCAACCAUUUUGCUGUGAUGUAUGUAAUAAGUCGUUCAGUCAGCGGAGCCACCUGAAGAGACAUCAGUGCAAACAUAGGGGGGAGAAGCCAUUUUGUUUAAAUCAUAGACCAGCAGUGAUGGGUGUAGACUAA